CUGGACAACCAUUCCUUAAAUGCUCGAUUUACUUCUCCAGGUGAUGACCUAUUCUUCGUUGGCGGCGUAGAUUUUCCUGUACCCACAGGAGAUACAGGUGGUGUUCGUUUCCCACUUUCUGGAGCAUUUGAAUAUGGUACUUCGCCGUAUUCCUAUGCCCAUGGCAGUGCAUUUAAUCCAGUCUCGCCGUUUGAUUUGAAGUCAUUAAAUGAUGAAGAUGUAUCUCAGACGGAUCCCAAACUACAGAGCCCGAAGAAGAAAAUCAGUAAGCAUGAGUUUCAUAAGAAAUUUCGAUAG
Molecule: messenger RNA, 297 nt
Organism: Strongylus vulgaris
Lineage: Eukaryota; Metazoa; Nematoda; Chromadorea; Rhabditida; Strongylidae
Source: the annotation of a GenBank genome assembly